AUGAAUCAGUCAAUUAUUAACAUUGUUGAUUUACCUGACGAAAUUUUGCUUUAUAUUUUGAAGAAACUCAAUAAUUUCGAUGUUCUAUAUUCAUUGGUAGGUGUUAAUGAAAAACUCGAUCGAGUGGUAUGUGAUGUUAGUUUUACUCGACUUGUCGAUCUAAUAACAAUCGAAUCAAAUCAAGUGACUGAUUCAAGAAAUCAUGCAAUACUUGAUCGAUUUUGUAUGGAGAUAUUACCUCGAAUUCAUGAUAAAGUAGAAUCUCUUACUCUUCAAGCAUGUUUCUUACCAUGUGUCCUUCGUGCUACCAAUUAUCUUCAAUUACGCAAGCUUGUUAUUAUUAAUCUCAAGUUCACUAUGGCUUUGUACAUUUUCAAUGAGAAGUCUCCAUUUAUUUAUGUUUUAAAACAAAUCUCAGAUCUAGUCGUAACGAUUAGUGACGAAAUUCUGGAGAAAUCAAAUAUGAAAUUAUUAACUUAUAUUUAUAACCGUAUUUUUGGGUUAGUUACAAAUCUCAAAUAUUUGGAUAUGGAUAGCAGUGAUACUUAUACUUCCUCUCGAUCGUUGUUAACUGGUUUACCAUCUACAACAUGUUGUUCGUCUAGUAUUGUUCAUUUACGUAUCAAAAUGCAGAAUAUUGAUGAUUGCCUUUAUUUACUUGAUGGUCGUCUUAGCCAAUUACAUACAUUGCUUAUCAUUCUUGAUUAUAUCCAUGAUCCAGUCCAGAUCAGUCAAAUGCCACGUCUACAUACAUUUCACUUCGAUAUUGCUACUGAAUAUGUCAGUAUUAACGAACAACAACCUAACCCAACACCUGAUGAUAUUCGACGUACAUUCACGGAAAGAGGAUAUCAUGUUGAUUGUUAUAUCGAUUAUGGAAUUUAUAAUUCAGGUCGAUGUCAUGUUUAUUCAUCUUCAUUCGAUAUGGAACGACGAUUUCCAUCCAUUCGAACAUAA
This is a messenger RNA of Rotaria sordida, 957 nucleotides long. NCBI's taxonomy places the organism in Eukaryota, Metazoa, Rotifera, Eurotatoria, Philodinida, Philodinidae. The record is from the annotation of a GenBank genome assembly.